This is a messenger RNA of Radiomyces spectabilis, 4739 nucleotides long. RefSeq names its product ABC-2 type transporter-domain-containing protein. NCBI's taxonomy places the organism in Eukaryota, Fungi, Mucoromycota, Mucoromycetes, Mucorales, Radiomycetaceae. Gene Ontology annotation, biological process: transmembrane transport. The transcript has 4 exons. Gene Ontology annotation, molecular function: ATP binding; ABC-type transporter activity; ATP hydrolysis activity. The coding region runs from base 199 to 4608 and encodes 1469 amino acids. The record is from RefSeq and is a predicted model, not a curated record. Gene Ontology annotation, cellular component: membrane.
GUAACCAACUUCUUUUCUUAAUUCUUUCCCCUCAUCAUUCGUUUAUUUUGCUUAUUAAGCAAGAUAUAUACUGCGAAUUUCUAUCACUUUCGGCUACUGUAUUUGGUAGAAUAUAUCCAAAAAGGAAUUUUGUGUCUUUGCUUUUCUCGCGCGCGGUUACACAUUACUGCUGAAUAAUCCAUAUUCGUUUCCCUCAUCAUGGAUAUGCCAGCCGCACAAGGGCUGCAAGAUGAGCGCCUCAACCGUGACGAUGCUUAUCUACAACAACAGCAACAAGGACGUCCUGUCCAACAUCAACGCUUACCGUCCGACGCUACUGCCGUUCACUCACACGAUUUCGAGUCGGAAAAAGUGCUUGAAGACGAUCUCGAACGUCAAAACACGCGUCGAACCGAAGGUGGAUACGGUGAAAGAGACGGCAAUGCCGUCAAUAUUGAAGAUGCCAUGUCCAACUACGAAGAACUCCGUCGUGAAUUAACUCAACAGUCCCGUCGCAAAUCAGUCAACGACGCCGAGAAGGGUUCCGGUGAUUUCGAUUUGACCGACUUUUUAUCAGAUCAAAAUCAGAAAGGUGCCGAAGCCGGGUUCCACCCAAAGCAUAUGGGCGUUGUCUGGAAGGAUCUGGUAGUACAAGGUCAGGGUGCAGACGCCAAAGUGAUCUCCACCAAUUAUACCUGGCUUGCUUCAGCUGUCCAAUUUUGGAAAUGGGGUCGUCGUCAGGGCCAUGAUUUCACCAUUCUCAAGAACAACAACGGUUUCUGCAAGGACGGCGAAAUGCUUCUGGUUCUCGGUCGUCCCGGUGCUGGUUGUACUACCCUUUUACGUGUCCUGUCCAAUAUGCGCAAGUCUUAUACCAGUAUCGAAGGUGAAGUCCGUUACGGUGGUAUUGAAGCUCGUGAAUUUGCCAAACAUUUCCGUGGUGAAGUGUGUUACAACGAAGAAGAAGAUCUUCAUUACCCGACUUUGACUACCAAGCAGACUUUGCGUUUCGCUUUGAAGAACAAGACCCCCGGAAAACGUUUGCCUGGUGAAUCUCAGAGCGAAUUUAUCAACAAGCUUCUGUAUAUGCUGGGUAACAUGCUUGGUUUGACCAAGCAAAUGAAUACUAUGGUCGGUAACGCCUUUGUUCGUGGUCUUUCCGGUGGUGAACGUAAGCGUCUUUCGAUUGCUGAACAGAUGACGACUCGCUCUUCCAUCAACUGUUGGGAUUGUGCUACCCGUGGUCUCGAUGCUUCUUCUGCUUUGGAUUAUGUCCGUUCGCUCCGUAUUAUGACCGAUAUUUUGCACAAGACUACCAUUUCCACCUUGUAUCAAGCCUCUGACAGCAUUUUCCAUUUGUUCGACAAGGUCAUGGUUCUCGAUGAAGGUCGUUGCAUCUACUUUGGUCCUACUAGUACUGCCAAGAAGUACUUUGAGGAUAUGGGCUUCCAUUGCCCCGAUCGUAAAUCCACACCUGAUUUCUUGACCGGUUUGUGUAAUGCCAACGAACGUGAAUUCAAGCCCGGUUACGAAGGCAAGGUUCCCCUGAACUCCGUCCAGUUUGAAGCCGCCUACAAGAAUUCCGAAUUGCAUGAUCAAAUGAUGGCCGAGCGUGAUGCCUAUGAAGCCAAGAUUUCCCAGGAUCGCCCCGAUGAACGAUUUAGACAAGCCGUAUUGGAUGCUCAUCAGAAACGUGCUCCCAAGCAUUCUCCUUUCACCGUGUCGUACUAUCAGCAAGUUAAGUCCUUGACGGUCCGUCAAUUCCAAUUGAUUCUCGGUGACCGCGGUGCUCUCAUUUCUCGUUAUGGUGGUGUCGUUGUCAAGGGUCUUAUUAUGGCUUCCGUUUUCUUCAUGAUGCCUGUCGAUGGUACUGGUGCCUUCUCUCGUGGUGGUGCUUUCUUGUUCUCUCUGUUAUUCAAUGCUCUGAUCGCUCAAUCGGAACUCGCUGCUUUCAUGCAAGGUCGUCGUGUAUUGGAAAAGCACAAACAUUUUGCUUUGUAUCAUCCUUCUGCUUUCUAUAUUGCUACCGUCAUUGCCGAUAUCCCAUUGGCCAUUGUUCAAGUCCUGGUCUUUGAAAUCUGUGUCUACUUCAUGAUGGGUCUCGUCUUGGAUGCAGGAAAGUUCUUUACCUUCUUUAUUAUCCUUGUUGUGACCAAUUUGUGUAUGAACGGUUUCUUCCGUUUCUGGGGUGCGGUGUCUCCCAAUUUCUUCACUGCUUCACAAUUGUCCAGCAUUCUCUUGAUUGCGGCCUUGGUGUACUGUGGUUAUCAGAUCCCUUACACGCAGAUGCAUCCUUGGUUGAUGUGGAUUUACUGGAUUAACCCUCUUGCCUAUGGUUACAAAGCUUUGAUCUCUAACGAAUUGACCGGUAUGGAGUUCUCUUGUGAAGGUCCAAACUCAGUUCCUUUCGGUCCUGGUUACGAUGAUCAGCAGUACAAGACCUGUAUUCUUCCUGGUGGCAAACCUGGCGACAGCUACGUCCUUGGUGACGAUUAUUUGCGUUUUGCUUACGGUUACGAGACUUGGCAGCGAUGGAUCAACUUUGUCGCCGUGAUCCUUUUCUUCAUUUUCUUCACUGCGAUUACGGCUUUGGGUAUGGAAUACGUCGAACUCCAGAAAGAAGGCAGUGUGACCAAGGUUUACAAGAAGGGCAAAGCUCCCAAGGAAGAAAGCGAAGAAGAAAUGAUGAAAGCCAAAGUGGUUGAAGCCGAUGAAGAAAUGGAAGCUGUCACCGAUGGUACCACGUUUUCUUGGCACCAUAUUGAUUACACGGUCCCUGUCAAGGGAGGCAAACUGCAGUUGCUCAAUGAUAUCGGCGGUAUUGUCAAACCUGGUAAUCUUACUGCUUUGAUGGGUUCUUCCGGUGCUGGUAAAACUACGCUUUUGGAUGUCCUGGCUCAGCGAAAGACCAUUGGUAAGGUGGAAGGUCGUAUCUACAUGAAUGGUGAACCCUUGAAUGUCGAUUUCGAACGUAUUACCGGUUACUGUGAACAAAUGGAUGUUCACAAUCCCAAUGCUACUGUUCGUGAAGCUCUGAAGUUCUCGGCUUAUUUGCGUCAAAGUCCCGAAGUCCCCAAGGAAGAAAAGGAUGCCUAUGUCGAACAAAUCAUCAAGCUUAUGGAAAUGGAAAAGAUCGCCGAUGCUUUGGUAGGCGAUCUUGAAGCUGGUGUUGGUAUCUCGGUCGAAGAACGUAAACGUUUGACGAUUGCUACUGAAUUGGUCGGUAAACCCAAGCUCUUGUUUUUGGACGAACCUACCUCUGGUCUGGAUGCUCAAUCUUCGUACAACAUUGUCCGUUUCAUUCGUAAACUCGCUGACGCCGGUUGGCCCGUGCUCUGUACCAUCCAUCAACCUUCGGCUACCCUGUUUGAACACUUUGAUCACUUGUUGCUUUUGGUGCGUGGUGGUCGUACUGCUUACUUUGGUGAAAUCGGUCAAGAUGCUCGUACUAUGAUUGAUUACUUUGAAUCCAACGGUGGUCCCAAGUGCUCUCCUCAAGCCAACCCUGCUGAAUAUAUUCUGGAAUGUGUCGGUGCCGGUACUGCUGGUAAGGCGACGCGUGAUUGGGCCGAUGUCUGGGCUGGUUCCUCUCAAGCCAAGGCUUUGGAAGCCGAACUCGAAAGUAUUCACGGCUCGGUCGAUCCUCAUCGCAAGCGUCAUGCUACCACGUAUGCUUUGCCCUUCUUCCAACAAUUCUGGCUGGUCUACAAGCGUAUGAACGUGUCCUGGUGGCGUUGCCCUACGUACAACAUGGGUCGUCUUUUCAACGUCUGCUUUAUUGGUCUAAUUUCUGGUUUCUCUUUCUGGAAGUUGGGUCACUCGCCGGCCGAUAUGCAAAACCGCAUGUUCUCUGUCUUCACCACGCUGUUGAUGAGUAACGCACUGAUUAUUUUGGCCCAACCCCGAUUUAUGCAAGAGCGUAUGUGGUUCCGUCGUGAACAUGCUUCCAAAUACUAUGGCUGGGCUCCAUUCGCUUUGUCCUGUAUUCUUGUGGAAAUCCCUUACCUGAUCUUCUUGUCGACCAUCUUCUUGUUCUGUUUCUACUGGACUGCCGGUCUCCAGAAUGUGUCUGAUCGUAUUGGUUUCUUCUAUAUCCAUUUCAUCGUUUUCUUGUUGUAUUCCGUAUCUCUUGGUUUCAUGAUUGCCGCCUUUUCAUCGACUCCUCCUAUGGCCGCUGUCAUCAAUCCCUUCUUUACCUCUAUCCUUAUUCUUUUCGCCGGUAUCAUGCAACCUCCGUCAGCUAUGCCUUACUUUUGGCGAUCCUGGAUGUACUGGCUUGAUCCCUAUCAUUACUUGAUUGAAGGUCUCGUUGUGAAUGUCAUGGACAGUGUCCCUGUUGUCUGUGGAUCCAACGACUUUAUCCAGAUCAACGCUCCUCCGAAUCAAACCUGCGGACAGUACAUGGCCAAUUAUUUCAGCAGCGGCGGUCUGGGUUACCUCGAAGAUCCUAAUGCUACUGGUACUUGCAACUACUGCCAAUACUCGGCUGGUAACGACUAUUAUGAAACUCGUAUCGGGUGGCAUUUCGAUAACCGCUGGCGUGACUUUGGUAUCCUUUGCGCUUACUACGUGUUCAACGUGUUUGCGUUCAUGUUCUUCGUUUAUUUGUUCCGCAAGGCCAGACGUUAAGCGAUAUGAAUGACUACCGCCGAAAUGCGCCUUAGUCUUACAGCUUAGCUUCUUUUUUUCUUUCUCGAAACCCAAUAUUUUAAUCUAUACCGAUCUGUCAUUUUUCUUUUUUUUUUUUCGUUAUUUAAUAG